This is a messenger RNA of Rhododendron vialii, 2010 nucleotides long. RefSeq lists its product as uncharacterized. Gene Ontology annotation, biological process: DNA integration. The coding region runs from base 1 to 2010 and encodes 669 amino acids. The transcript has 5 exons. The record is from RefSeq and is a predicted model, not a curated record. NCBI's taxonomy places the organism in Eukaryota, Viridiplantae, Streptophyta, Magnoliopsida, Ericales, Ericaceae. Gene Ontology annotation, molecular function: nucleic acid binding.
AUGCCUUUUGGAUUGACGAAUGCACCGGCAACUUUCAUGGACUUGAUGAACCGCAUCUUUCGUGCCUAUCUUGAUCGCUUAGUAGUAGCCUUUGUGGACGAUAUCCUUAUCUACUCGCCUUCGGAGGAGGAACACCAAAUUCACCUGACCAUCGUCCUUGAACUUUUGAGAGAGCACCGCUUGUAUGCUAAACUUAGCAAGUGCAAAUUUUGGUUGUCUAAGGUCAAGUUUUUGGGUCACGUUGUGUCGAAGGAUGGCGUGUCCGUUGAUCCGGGGAAGAUAGAGUCCGUAAUGAAUUGGCAACGACAGAAGAGUGUAUUCGAAAUUCGUAGUUUCUUGGGUUUGGCCGGUUACUACCGUCGUUUUGUCCUUGAUUUCUCUCGUCUAACGGCUCCGAUGACCAAAUUGAUUCAUAAAGGAAUUUGUUUUGUUUGGAACGAUGCGUGUGAAAAGGCCUUCGAGGAAUUGAAGAAACGAUUGACUACCACGCCCAUUUUGGUCGUGCCCGAAAGGGGAGUCUAUUACUCCGUGUAUUGUGACGCUUCGAAAGAGGGAUUGGGAUGCAUGUUGAUGCAAUUGGGGCGAGUCGUGGCAUAUGGAUCACGACAAUUAAAGACUCACGAGCGAAAUUACCCUACUCACGAUUUGGAACUUGCAGCCAUUCUCUUUGUCUUGAAAAGUUGGCGUCAUUACCUUUACGGAAAGGCGAAUGUGGUAGCAGACGCUUUGAGUAGAAAAUCGACUCACCUUGCGAAUUUAGCCAUUCAUGAAUGGAAGAUGAGAAAUGAUUUAGGCGCUUAUGCCUUGCAUUUCAAAGAGGUCCGUGAUGGAGUCACCUUGUGUAACCUAACUGUCCAAUCAACCUUGUCGACUCGAGUAGUUGAGGCUCAACAACAAGAUGAAGAAGCGGGAGAGUUUCGUGCCAAGUUUCUUAGUGGAAAGGCACGAGAGGGGUGGAUGAUUUAUGCUGAUCUAGUUACAACCGUUGCCAGUGGCCGAGUGGAAGUGGGAGAAUGUGACUAUGGAUUUCGUUACCGGGUUGUCGAGAUCGCCGGGGGGCACGAUGCCAUUUGGGUGAUAGUUGAUCGGUUGACCAAGUCGGCGCACUUCUUACCUAUCCAGGUUUCAGACUCUAUUGAUACGCUUAGUCAUUUCUACAUCCGCAAGAUUAUCCGUCUUCAUGGAAUUCCUGUUUCUAUUGUGUCGGAUCGUGAUCCAAGGUUUACCGCGUGCUUUUGGCAGAGUCUGCAGGCCGCUCUUGGCACCAACUUAUUAUUUAGCACCGCAUAUCAUCCCCAAACGGAUGGGCAAUCCGAGAGAACGAUCCAAAUUUUAGAAGACAUGCUACAGGCUUGCGUUAUGGAUUUUCGGGGUAGUUGGGAAGAUCACUUACCGUUAGUUGAAUUUGCGUACAACAAUAGCUACCAAUCUAGCAUCGAGAUGGCACCGUAUGAAGCUUUAUAUGGGAGACCGUGUCGAUCAUCAGUUUGUUGGACCGAGUUGGGCAAGGCUAUGUUAGUUGGGCUGGAUUUGAUUAAAGAAACCUCCGAGAGCAUGAGAGCGAUUCCUCAACGUCUCCUUGAAGCACAAAAGAGAACCACCGAGCACGUGUCACCGCGUCGGGGGUUACCUCAUUUCGGGCAAAAGGGCAAGCUUUCACCUCAUUUUAUUGGGCCGUUUGAUAUUAUCGAGAAGAUUGGGGAAGUGGCAUAUCGAUUGGCAUUGCCACCGAGGCUAUUGGGCGUUCAUGAUGUGUUCCAUGUGUCGAUGUUACAGAAGUACGAACCGGAUCUGUCACACAUUCUAGAGUGGUCCACGCUAGAGUUGGAAGCCGAUGCGUCUUAUGGGGAGGAGCCAAUACGUAUCCUAGACUCGCGUGAGCAAGUUUUGAGGGGUGUUGGUAUCAAGUUGGGUUCGUUCCAGAGUCCGUUGCAAAUUUUCACUUUUCUGCCUAGCCGGUACAGGUACUGGCUGUUUCCCAGUACCGGUACCCGCUGUCCAGACACUUGA